Molecule: messenger RNA, 3457 nt
Organism: Carassius carassius (crucian carp)
Lineage: Eukaryota; Metazoa; Chordata; Actinopteri; Cypriniformes; Cyprinidae
Product: M-phase phosphoprotein 8-like
Exons: 14
Coding region: 233-3088 (951 amino acids)
Cellular component (GO): nucleus; cytoplasm
Molecular function (GO): protein binding
Source: RefSeq, a predicted model, not a curated record
GUAGUACUCCCCAUGUUGCCACGUCCGCUUACCACACGCGACCUUGUAGGUGUUUUUUUCCAGGCAAUACUGCGCGUCUUUCUUACGCGAUCUGGCAACACAGAGUCAGAGUUCUAUCACGACAGUUCUGCUGCUGUAUCAGUGUGUGUGUGCAAUAGUUCGGCUGCCGUGCGGCCUUCAGCACGCAUCUGAACACCACAUAGCGUCAAUAUUUUGCUUAGUUAAAGCAUAAAUGGCUUCCGGAGCCGAGAGAGCGGAACCUGGAGACAGCGAACAGGAUGAAGAAGAUGUAUAUGAAGUGGAGAGGAUUAUUGAUAUGCGAGUGGAGGAGGGAGUGGUGCUGUACCGAGUGCGAUGGAAGAACUAUUCAUCGGACGAUGACACCUGGGAGCCUGAGGCACACUUGGACGACUGCAGGGAGGUGCUGCUUGCCUACAAGAAGGCCCUGGCUGAGAUAAAGCCAAAGAAGGAAACUGGCAUGAAGCUGCCCAUGAAGAGUGAUCUGUUCGAUGCCGAUUCUGAGAGCGACAGUGAUAAAGAAAAACACAAAGAAUCACCUAUAAAGAAGAAAAAGAAGAAGAAAAAGAAGAGAGUGGAGGAAUCAGAUGAUGAGAUGCCUGUGAAGGAAAAGAAGAAGAAAAAGGAGAGAUGGUGGGAAGAUAAGCCUCGGCCUGCCCCUGAGUCUGAUGAGGAGGAGGUGGAGAGCAGGGAUCCUUCCCCUGAACCUCCUAAAAAAGACACAAAGAAGAGGCUCAUUGAAUCUGAUGAAGAGGAUGCCCCAGUUACUCCUAAGAAACAAAAGAAACUUGACAAACAUAAAGAUAGAGGAAAGCAGAGGAAAGAGAGUGGAGAGGACGGCAAGAAAAAGAAAGUCAAGUCAAAAAAAGAGAUCGAUACUUCGGAUGAAGAGGAUGAGAAGAGCGACGUGCCCUCUGAGUCCCACACGGAUGAUACGACGAACACAGAAACAAAUGAUUCCUUUAAAACCACAACAGCAAAAACCACCGACAAAUCUGUGAGAGGUGAGAGUGGAGGUGAUCUCAAGCAGGCCAAGCAGAAAAAGGCCAAGUCUGACCUGAAGCUGCAAGGUUUCAAAGACCUGAUUCAAGAGAAGAAGCCUAAAAAAGUAGAGGUUUCAACAGCCACGUCUAAAGAAAGUGGUGCAAGCAAGCACAAGAGCUUUACUAGUAGCAAGAGCACUAGCAAGUCUUCUCGCAGCGAGGAGGAGCCCGACUCCAGUGACACGGGGGCACCUACGUCCAUACCCAAGUCGAAGGUUAAAAGCAAAGGGCAGGAAGCAGCCCCAUCUUCUCAGAAGCUCUCGUCUGCAUUUUCCUCCUCCUCAUCCUCCACAACAGCCCCCGUCAAGCCCAAAGAGCAGGAGCCGAAGGAAGAAGCUGGUGAGAAGGGAGGUGCCUCUAACUUGUUUGAGAAGUUCCUGUUGAACUGUGAAGCAAAAGAUCGGGUACCAAGGAGACAAGCGGACCAGAACAAGAAUGCAACUCCAAAGGGUGCAGGGAAAAAUGACAAGAAAUCAAAAUCGUCAAAGCAGUCUCCUGCACGGAAACCUGAUUCAGACAAGACUGAGAAGGCAAAAGAUGUGCCUCGACCUGGUCAGAGUCCCGUCUCUAUGGAGAUCGAUGAGAAACCGGAGAAGGGAGCGUCUGAGAUGGAGAAAAGUGAUAAAUCAGAUGAGCCGGCCCCCAAGUCUAAGGAGGAAUUACAACGAGAGCAGAGAGAGGAAGAGCAAAGGAAGAGGAAAGAAAAGUUGGAAGAAGAAGAGAAAAAGAGGAAAGAAAGGAUUGAAGAAGAGGAGAGAAAGAAGAAAGAGAGAAUAGAGGAAGCCCAACGGGAGAGAAAAGCACGCAUGGAGGAGGCACAGAGGCUUGCAGAGGAGGCCCGGCAAGAGCGGCUGGAAAGGAAGUCCAUGACUGAGCCAAUAGCGUCUCCUGACUCAACAGAAGACUCCAGAUGGAAGGACAAGAAGAGGAGAAAGAGGGAUGACAGUGAAUCACGGGUCUUCACCACCUGCGAUGACAAUCAGGACUCCCAGGACACCAUGGAGCGCUCAGACAAAAUUCCUGACAGGGGACCACCAUCUCUUAAUCUUGGGGUGGAGCUCAAGCUGGACUGGAUGACACUGGAGGACUUUCAGAAACACUUGAAUGGAGAGGAUGAGAAUCUCUCUCCGCUGGCCUUAACUCCCGCUGAGCUGCGAGAAGCAGUGAAGAAUGGGAAUUACCUGGCGGUAAAACGUGCGCUUAGUUCCAAAGAGGACUACAAUCUGGACCAGGAGGACUCCAGCGGCAUGUCUUUAACACUGCUGGCUGCUGCAGGCGGUCAAGAUGACGUCCUCAGGCUGCUCAUUAAGAAAGGAGUGAAGGUCAAUGCUAGACAGAAGAAUGGCACCACUGCCCUGAUGCACGCUGCUGAAAAGAAAUUCUUGACGACAGUGGCCAUUCUUCUAGAGGCGGGAGCAUCCGUAAAUGCCCAAACUCUGGCAGGAGAAACAGCUCUCAUGAAGGCUUGUAAGAGGGGUAAUGCAGAUGUGGUUCGCCUCCUGUUGGAAUAUGGAGCUGACUGCAACAUCUUGUCUAAACACAAGAGCACUGCCUUGCACUAUGCCAAACUUAGCAACAAUUUGAUGGUGUAUGAUCUCAUCAAAGACCAUAUGCAAACGUUAUCAACUGUGGCGGAGGAGACAAUCAGAGCUUAUUUUGAAACGCGACUGGCCCUGCUGGAACCUGUAUUCCCUUUGGCUUGCCACAGAUUGUGCGAGGGACCAGAUUUUUCACUGGAAUUCAACUACAAACCCCCUCAACACACACCCGCAGAAGGAUCUGGCAUCCUGCUUUUUAUCUUCCAUGCAAACUUCCUUACUGAGAUCACAGCUAGACUCUGCGGGCCCUGUAGUGUCCAUGCUGUGGUCCUGAAUGAUAAGUUUCAGCUGCCCAUCUUCUUGGACAGCCAUUUCAUAUACUCUUUCAGUCCUGUUCAGGGAACCAACAAACUGUUCAUCCGUCUGGCAGAGUCGCCCACAGCAAAGGUUAAACUGCUAAUUUGUGCAUACAGAGUCCAACUACAGUGAUGCCACAGUGCUCCCCUCCAGGUCAAAGGUCACUGCAGAAGCUCAGCCUCCCCAAGAACUGAGACUUUUACAGUUUUACACUUGACACAUGCUGAGCAGGAGAGAGUUUAGAAAUGGUUAUGUUUUACUUGGGGAAGAACUGUAGUACUGACAGCUCAGUAACAACAGUCAAAACUCAAAUACGGUUGGUUAAGUGUUGCAAGUGUUUAUUGAGUUUUCGGAAGUCUGAUUUUUGAUAGCAACUGCAUCACACAUGAAGGUCAGCAAAUGUGACAAACUGGAUUUGUAUCUGAAAGUCAUUUGUAAAUCUUGUUUGUAAAGUGUUCCUUUUAUUUUUUCCUCUUUUAAAUAGAAUAAUUUAUCACUCCA